Molecule: messenger RNA, 2390 nt
Organism: Rhipicephalus microplus (southern cattle tick)
Lineage: Eukaryota; Metazoa; Arthropoda; Arachnida; Ixodida; Ixodidae
Molecular function (GO): zinc ion binding
Source: RefSeq, a predicted model, not a curated record
CGCCGCCGGCACGCGCGACGUCGACUGCAGAGCAACUUGCAUUGCUCCGUUUUGGUUUUGCUUCCGGUGACUCAUUCGGUGGGGGCGAUCAAGUUAUCCAUCCGUGUGCUGCCCACGUGCAAUAUGACAAUGGUCAGUGAACUCGCGCAUUUGUAAGCCUGUCGUCAGCGUUUAAGUGUUCUCCUGAAACGCCAAACAGCAGCGGGCGUUGCCGAUGGCUGCCAGCUGCAAAAUCGGGACCGCCGAUUGCGUCGCAGUCGCUGUGUCGGUGUCGAGCAUCUGCAAGUACGUGAACAAAGCGUGCGAGAGAUCGCCCUGCUUGCGCGACGGGGAGGCGGCGUAUGAAGCCGGCGACGUUAUCGAGUGCUUCGUGGAAGCGAUCCGCGCCGGCCGCGUCAACAUCCGUGCACGGGUUCUGCACCCCAGCGACCCCCUCAGCCCACCUCACAGGGUUGCGGUGACGCUCGAACAAAACGAUGUGACAGAGGCCCUUUGCACUUGCAAAGCAGGCAGCUACAAGUGCGGGCACGUGGUGGCCGUACUGCUGCACCUGCACACGCAACAAUUGCUGGCCCAGCCUUCAGUGCAGUGCCAAGGGCCACGCGUGUCAGUGAAGAAGGAAAAACAGAACAAGAAAAAUGAGUCUAAGGAAAAAUUGGAUCUUCCUUGCAUUGACAAGCUUACGAUUGACGAUGCACCAGCCGUAGCGGAUAUCUCAAGGAGGCCCCUCGAAAAUAGUUUGCACAAGUCCACCUCUCCAGUGCCCACAAAACAUGCCUCUGAAUGUGCACAAGGCAGGCAGCAAUCAAAAGAAGAUUCUGAACCUGCACCAAAGACACUGAAAGCUGCUAUCCAUGCCAUCGCGCACACAGCAAAGCAAGCCAAGAACAAGCCAUCGGUAGAGGAGAUAUUUAAAAAGCUCUGCAAGCAGCACAACCCUGACGAUGUCAAAAUCGUUGAGCGUGCUACAAGAGAGCAGAGCUGUUGUGAACUUUGGUUGGAGCAUCGCGUCGGUAUGAUCACUGCGUCAGUCGCCUACAGCGUGUUUACACGCGUUAACACGAUUCGGACAAAGGCAGGCCCCCACGACUUGCGGGCUUUACUCAGGUUGCUCAUGAGAGAAUCUCGCGUGACGAACGAGGACAUGCAGAGGGGCAUCACUCUGGAGCCAGUGGCGAAAGAGGCAUACAAGAACCAAAACACGCAUCACAAAGGCCUUCAGCUUCACGACUGCGGCCUUUCCAUUCUUCUGGGUAAGCCGUUUAUUGGUGCGAGUCCCGAUGCCAUCGUCACGUGCGAGUGUUGCUCUCCAAGGCUGCUCGAGGUCAAGUGCCCGAGAAGUCUGGAAAGAUUUGUGGAAUAUGAGGUCGUUUGUCAAGGAGACGAAAUGCGGCUGAAGCAAAAUGGCCGAUAUUUCUGUCAAACGCAAGUUCAGAUGGGGGUUACGGAGCUUGGCUCGACCGAAGUCUUUGUGUACGUAAGCGACACGGAAAACAUGACACUGAAUGUCACUUUCUCGCAGGAAUACUUCGAUGAGGUGGUUGAGAGGGCGACAUUCUUUUUCAAGCAUUAUGUAUUGCCUCACAUGCUUGAGUUGCCAGAGUAGAGGCGCUGGUUUUACUGCUUGUGUUGCUUGUUUUGUAGGUGAGAGCAUAGGCACAUGCAAUCAAGAGACAUCGUGUCUUAAGAUCUGUGAUAGGUAAAAAUGUGGGUAGAUAGUAUGCCUGCAUAUUUUUUACAUGGCAAUGCUUUUCUUAUCAUGAAGAAAUCUGUGUCACCUUUCUCGGGAUGACACACACAAGUUGGUGAAUUUUUUUAUGCAGCUGACAUUUUUUACAAGCCCAACUUAAAAACAAUCUGCUAGUCUGCUCCAAUUUUUUACACAAAAUAAUGCUGAGGAAAGCAUAAAAAGCAGCAAAGAUCUGUGAUAAGGAUUCUCUUUUAAUACGUGCUACCUCAUUAAGAUUUGUCCUGCAAUUUAAAGUGCAAUAAAAUGUGGUAUUGUGUUUAUGUGGGACAAGACAUACACAGCAAGAAGUCCCAGUUACAAAUACAAAAACAGUCUGUAAUAAGUAAAAUGUGUUGGCUCCCACUGUUGCUACAUUGUAGGCAUGUUUUAACAUUAAUUGCAAUUCAACACAGCCCAUGCAGAACAAAAGUAUUUUUUAUACUGUGUUGACGGUAGGUUAGUGCUUUGGUAUUGUUGCGCUACAGUUGUUUUUAAAGGAACAUUGUUUGACAAGGACUACAAGGGUUGGUUCGAGAGUCAUCAGUUGAAUCUGCUGAAGGACACAUGGUGUGCCUCCGCAGGCUUGCAUUGUGGCCUUGCAUUGUCGUUAUUGUACUGUAUAAGUAGCACCUGAAUAAACGGCGCUUUCGGAUAACUGCAA